AUGCAUCGCUUAUAUAUACUUAAAAUAAUAACUUACAUUAUAGUAGAUCCACUUAAUGCAACAAAAGUUAAAGGGAAAUUUGAAUUUAGAAUAGCUGAAAUAAUCUGGAUUGGAAUAGUACUUCCAGCAAAAUAGAAGAAAAAAAAUUAAUCUUCCUCUUUUUACUUUUCCAAAAUAAAAAUCUAAGCUGACUAUAGAACUCCUACCAAUAAAAUAAGAGAAUUCGCCCACAAGUUGAAGUAUUUUGGGAAAAAUAUCACAGUGAAAUGGUGA
This is a messenger RNA of Tetrahymena thermophila SB210, 273 nucleotides long. RefSeq lists its product as hypothetical. Lineage: Eukaryota; Ciliophora; Oligohymenophorea; Hymenostomatida; Tetrahymenidae. The transcript has a single exon. The record is from RefSeq and is a predicted model, not a curated record.